This is a messenger RNA of Serpula lacrymans var. lacrymans S7.9, 1141 nucleotides long. RefSeq lists its product as uncharacterized. The transcript is spliced from 3 exons. The record is from RefSeq and is a predicted model, not a curated record. Lineage: Eukaryota; Fungi; Basidiomycota; Agaricomycetes; Boletales; Serpulaceae. Bases 519 to 821 code for a protein of 100 amino acids.
ACACAGAGACAGUGGUUCCCCCUAACUGCUCUCAUCGUCUCCUAGGCACGCUUAACAAAUCAUAGACGCGGUCGUCACGGCUCUGCGCUCAGGGCCUGGCCUGCACGUCUUCAAACACGCUCAAUGCGUUAUACCACAGCAUGACGCUCAUGCUGUUUAAUCUCCACCUCCAAUGGUGGUGAUUCUCCAGCCUAUACCUAGGGAGACGAUGGGGCUCUGUUUGCUUUCCAUCCACCCUCAUCUUCUCCUUAGGUACGCUUAAAUCAAAGCGCUAUCCCGCGGUUCGCGCUUCUGCACAAGCCUCAUAGGCUGCGCUUCAUGCGCUACUCGGCAUGUCCAACAUGCUCGGGCCCCGAUCUCUUCCCUUGGAGGAGGUCGCCACCUCUAUCAAGGCGACAAUGAGAGUGGUUCCGUACCUUUUUUCACUGAUUCUAUCGUCUUGCCAGUCAUAUGCGCCCCGCCCCCUAUCCUGAAGUGCUAGCUUCUCGGUGCGGCUGACUUAAUUUAAUUUUCACAUUAUGGGAUCCUGGCUCCAGAGAGGACUGCGAUAUUUCAUUCCCGGGCUUCUCUGGACCGUGAUUAGCCGUAUUUGGAUGAAAGAUGAUGGCAACGACGAGAAGGACCGUAAACCGUUUCGUGUUGCUGCGAUCAACACUGAAGGCAGUGUAGGCACAGGUUUACAGCUAUACACACUCGAGUUAGGUUCGCUAGGGUCUGCUCCUCGCUUUUAUGUGACAGGAGAAAUUUCACCUGGAGUGAAGUUCUGCCUGAGCCACUCGGAUGCGCAGCAGGGUGACUCAUUAUUGUUAAAUGACUGGUGAUAGCGGUGUCAAAUGCUGCAGAUCGUCGGGCUGUUCCCUUGUGGUUCUAUCGUACGAUGUCAGCUCUGCCUGGGCUUUCCAAUUCCUAUGAUGAGCAAUCCGAGCUCGUCGUUUCAAAUUCGUUGCGACGACCGUUGGAGCGUUAUCGGUGAGAAGUAAUUUGCGCAUUGGUGGUGUGGUUAAUGAAAUAGGAGCUGGGGAUGCCUAGUAGAGUAUGAAUGUCACUUGAUGCGAGAUGAUUAAUUGCGGUCAGGGAUCCGUUAUUACGAGAAGACUGGAUAGGUCAGAGCGUCGUAGCGUUUCCGUCGGAUGAAGAUAAG